Messenger RNA from Xenopus laevis (African clawed frog), 1804 nucleotides. RefSeq names its product phosphorylase kinase, gamma 1 (muscle) L homeolog (gene phkg1.L). Bases 399 to 1565 code for a protein of 388 amino acids. The record is from RefSeq and is a predicted model, not a curated record. Gene Ontology annotation, cellular component: phosphorylase kinase complex. Gene Ontology annotation, biological process: glycogen metabolic process. Gene Ontology annotation, molecular function: protein kinase activity; calmodulin binding; nucleotide binding. Lineage: Eukaryota; Metazoa; Chordata; Amphibia; Anura; Pipidae. The transcript has 11 exons.
UGCUCUGGGUCCAUAACAGGGACACAAGGAGGCUGGACAAGCAGUUACAGACACAUAGUGUAGCUUCCAAAUACUGAUCUUUUCCAGGCUGCAUAGCAAUGUAUUUUUGGCAAGGCAUAUGCUCAUAAAUGCAGUGUGCAGAGAGAAGAACACAAGCACAGAGCAUCAAGCAGAUCUGAAAUCAACAGUGCAUGGCUGCAACUGAGGUUCUGUUCUGUGGAGUAGUCUCAGCCCACGAGAGCCAACUCCUACAUUAGAGGUUGGUCUGUGCAGGAGUGAACACCUUUGUUCAAAAGUAAGUGGGAAACAAAGUGAAGCAACGAUUCUAAAGGUCUUAUAAACAUCUGCUGAAAGAGUACAAAUGUGCACAAAACUAAUACAGUAACAAGGAUACAAAGAUGACACGAGAAGAAGAAUUACCAGACUGGCAAACAUCACAAGACUUCUAUGAGAAAUAUGAGCCAAAAGAGAUCUUGGGAAGAGGUGUGAGUAGCGUGGUGCGUCGCUGCAUUUUCAAGCCCACUAGAGAAGACUUUGCUGUGAAAAUCAUAGAUAUCACUGGAGACCACUUAACGUCAGAGCAGAUUGCAGAAUUGCGGGAAUCAACAAUCAAGGAGAUUGACAUCCUGGAAAAAGUAUCAGGGUUCCCUAAUGUCAUCCAGCUCAAGGACAGAUAUGAGUCCCACACUUUCUUCUUUCUUAUAUUUGACUUGAUGAGGAAAGGAGAACUGUUUGAUUACCUUACAGAAAAGGUCACGCUGAGCGAGAAGGAAACAAGGUAUAUCAUAAGGUCACUGCUGGAAGUUAUCUCCAAACUGCAUGCCCACAACAUUGUCCACAGGGACCUCAAACCAGAGAACAUUCUGCUGGACGAUGAUAUGAACAUCAAGCUGACUGAUUUUGGUUUCUCUUGUCAGAUCCAGGAGGGGGAAAAGCUAAAAGAAAUAUGUGGCACUCCAGGAUACCUGGCUCCAGAAAUCCUACAUUGCUCCAUGGAUGAAAACCAUCCAGGAUAUGGUAAAGAGGUGGAUAUGUGGAGCUGUGGAGUUAUAAUGUACACCCUACUGGCUGGCUCCCCCCCAUUUUGGCACAGGAAGCAGAUGCUUAUGUUACGCAUGAUUAUGAGCGGAGAGUACCAGUUUGGCUCACCAGAGUGGGAUGAUCGAUCCGACACUGUAAAAGAUCUGAUCGCUCGACUCCUUAUUGUUAACCCAGAGAGACGCCUCACAGCAGACGAAGCCCUAGUCCACCCUUUCUUCCAGCAAUAUGAUGUAGAAGAAGUGCGUCAUUUUAGCCCAUUUAGGAAGUUUAAAGUGGUCUGCCUGACAGUCCUUGCUUCAGUUCGAAUAUAUCACUACUACAGAAAAGUGAAGCCAGUUACCAGGGAGAUCAUUGUACGGGACCCAUAUGCAAUUAAGCCCAUCCGCAAAUUGAUUGAUGGCUGUGCUUUCAGAAUAUAUGGACACUGGGUGAAGAAGGGAGAACAACAGAACAGAGCAGCCCUUUUUGAGAACACAGCAAAAGCCAUUCUUCUGUCCCUGGCUGCAGAGUCCAAUUUUUCUUAAUGAUGUUUCCAACAUGCCUACAACUACUGACCCGGGGGUUCUACUAUCAACAAAGAAUUUCUUUGUCAGGAAAAAUAUAGUUACUACCGUGAAAAGUUUAAAAAAUGUUGUGAUCAAUAUUGUUUUGAGUCAAUGAAAAGGAAUGUGGGUCAUUUAAUGUGAAAAGUAACGUACAGGUACUGCCCAUACUUUAUAGGCACUAGUAUCACUUUAAAUAAAAUUUGUACUUUGGAAAUAUA